This is a messenger RNA of Dreissena polymorpha, 712 nucleotides long. RefSeq lists its product as uncharacterized. Bases 35 to 526 code for a protein of 163 amino acids. The transcript has 5 exons. Gene Ontology annotation, biological process: proteolysis. The record is from RefSeq and is a predicted model, not a curated record. Gene Ontology annotation, molecular function: zinc ion binding; metallocarboxypeptidase activity. Gene Ontology annotation, cellular component: cell surface. Lineage: Eukaryota; Metazoa; Mollusca; Bivalvia; Myida; Dreissenidae.
CCGGGAAGUGAACAACAAGUACCCGGAUAUCACCAUGCUGUACAGCAUUGGGAAAAGUGUUCAAGGCGAUGACUUGUGGGUAAUGGCGAUCGGCAGCUCGUUUUCCAAUAUCGAUCUUCGACCACACGUGAAGUACAUCGGAAAUAUGCAUGGCAAUGAGGCCGUAAGUCGGGAGGUGUUGCUGCACUUGAUUGACCUGUACGUGACGUCACACCACUGUGCACAUCAUGCCGUCAAUGAACCUCGAUGGUUACAACAUAUCAGUGGAGGGUCGAUGCACGGGUACCUUAGGCCGAUACAACGCCAACGAGGACAACUUGAAAAGAAACUUCCCCGAUUUAGUUCACGGCGGGGCAUUCAAACCCGUCCAACCCGAAACGCAGCACGUGAUAGACUGGCUGGACGACUACAAUUUUGUAAUCUCUGCCAACUUGCACGGUGGUGCUUUGGUUGCAAACUACCCCUGCGACUUUUAUUUCUCAGACCCAAAACAAGGUUUUUCCGGACCCUCGAAGACGGUGGAUGACGACACUCCAGUAUAAAGCUCUGACCUAUGCAAGGUCACACUACACUAUGUCUAAAAAAACUAAUGGCAACGAAUGCGGCGGGUACUUUAAGAAUGGCAUUACAAACGGAGCCGAGUUGAAUCCUGUGUUAGGUAACUAUAUAAGUAACAUAGCAAGCAUACAACUACUUCUUUGAGCCGGUCUGU